Messenger RNA from Sardina pilchardus (European sardine), 8053 nucleotides. RefSeq names its product ATPase 13A3 (gene atp13a3). Gene Ontology annotation, molecular function: P-type ion transporter activity; ATP binding; ATPase-coupled monoatomic cation transmembrane transporter activity. Gene Ontology annotation, biological process: polyamine transmembrane transport; intracellular calcium ion homeostasis. Lineage: Eukaryota; Metazoa; Chordata; Actinopteri; Clupeiformes; Clupeidae. The record is from RefSeq and is a predicted model, not a curated record. Gene Ontology annotation, cellular component: late endosome membrane. The coding region runs from base 346 to 4125 and encodes 1259 amino acids. The transcript has 34 exons.
CUCCGAUCGUCAGCUAGCAGCAAGCUUUUAGGCAGUCAAUCCCCCACCACGACACGUUUGUUCCUCCGACGAGCUGUCAACAGACCACACGCUCCGUCUGACAGACAUAGGCUGCCGACUACAAAACUUAAUUUGAGUCUCAACGGUCCUCGACGGAUUGUCCUUCUUUGAAACGAGAUCAAAUCGUCUCAUUAUGACUCUGAGGUGAUCCUUAAAGUGUCCAGGUGGAUCUGGGGUCCAGGUUUGUGCCGUGAGAGAGCUCUUCUUGUCUGAAGGCUAUCCUGGGCCAUCGCGUCCCAGGUGUGCAGGUAAGCAGCUGUGGUUUGGGCUGGACUCUGCUUCACCAUGGAGGACUUGAAGAUCGUCAACAAGGGACUGGAGGACGAGAUGGAGAUCGGCGGGUACCGUCUGUGCCGCUGGAAGCUGGCUCUGGUGGGGGUGGGGGUGGUGUGCACCGGCGGCUUCCUGCUGCUGCUGCUCUACUGGAUGCCUGAGUGGUGCGUCAAGGCCACCUGCACCCGCACCACCGUCAAGGAGGCAGAGAUGGUGCUACUCCAGUCCACAGACGAGUUCAAACGCUGGUUCCUGGCUAAGGUGCGCGUGAUGCUGGCCCCUGGCAGGAAUGCGUUUGACAACCUGGACUCUCAGACCACCUCGACUUCCGUGGCCAACGGCCACACCCCCCACGACCCCCAAAGCCCUGCCCAGGAGUUCAUCCACAACAAGUAUGCAGAGUACCAGCCUGUGCAGAUCCGCUACUUCACACUCCACAGCACAAAGUACUACUGGAGUGACGCGUCCCAGAAUUUUGAAGUGUUCACUGGCCUGGAGGAUCUGGAGGUGACCUGCUCCACCGUCCACUCGAAGCACAGCGCAGGGCUCUCAAGGAACCAGCAGGAGUAUAGGAGAUUAUUUUUUGGAGUGAAUGAAAUUGCAGUGAAAGUGCCUUCUGUUUUCAAGCUGCUAAUUAAGGAGGUCCUCAACCCCUUCUACAUCUUCCAGCUCUUCAGCGUAAUCCUCUGGAGUGCGGACGAGUACUACUACUACGCCGCGGCCAUCGUCUUUAUGUCUGUCAUAUCGAUAGCUACCUCCCUGUACACCAUCAAAAAGCAAUACGUCAUGCUUCAUGACAUGGUGGCAGCUCACAGUAUUGUCCGAGUUUCCGUCAUCAGAGCCAAUAAUGACAUCGAGGAGGCCAUGUCCACUGACCUCGUCCCGGGUGAUGUCAUGGUGAUCCCCAGCAACGGGACCAUCAUGCCUUGCGACGCCGUGCUGAUCAGUGGAACCUGCAUCGUCAAUGAGAGCAUGCUCACAGGUGAGAGCGUGCCCGUCACCAAGACCAACCUGCCCAACCCGCGCCAGGGGGAGAAGGGGGCCGAGGGCGACGGCCUCUACUGCACGGAGGAGCACAAGAGGCACACUCUCUUCUGCGGCACCAAUGUCAUCCAGACCCGCUUCUACUCAGGGGAGCUGGUCAAAGCCGUGGUGGUCCGCACUGGCUUCAGCACAGCCAAAGGGCAGCUGGUGCGCUCCAUCCUCUACCCCAAGCCCACGGACUUCAAGCUGUACCGCGACGCCUCCCUCUUCCUGCUCUGCCUGGUGGCCGUGGCCGGCGUCGGCUUCAUCUACUCCAUCGUCCUCAGCAUCAUGAACCAGGUGCCGGCUAAGACCAUCAUCAUCGAGUCUCUGGACAUCAUCACCAUCACGGUGCCGCCUGCCCUCCCGGCGGCCAUGACGGCGGGCAUCGUCUACGCCCAGCGCCGCCUCAAGCAGAUCGGCAUCUUCUGCAUCAGCCCGCAGCGCAUCAACAUCUGCGGCCAGCUCAACCUGGUCUGCUUCGACAAGACGGGCACCCUCACGGAGGAUGGCCUGGACCUGUGGGGAGUCCAGAGAGUGGAGAACAAAAGCUUCCUGCUGUCGGAGGAAAACCCCUACAAGGAGAGCCUGGUGAAGUCCCCGUUUGUGGCGUGCAUGGCCGCCUGCCACUCCCUCACCAAGAUCGAGGGCCAGAUCUCUGGGGACCCGCUGGACCUCAAGAUGUUUGAGGCCACUGGCUGGAUCCUGGAGGAGGCCACAGAGGAGGAGACGGCGCUCCAUAACCGCAUCAUGCCCACUGUGGUGCGGCCGCCCAAGCAGCUCCUCCCGGAACCCAUCAUGUCACCUGAUCAGGAUAUGGAGCUGUAUGAGUUGUCGCAGACUGGCUACGAGAUCGGGAUCGUGCGGCAGUUCCCCUUCUCCUCGGCGCUGCAGCGGAUGUGCGUGGUGACGCGGACGCUCGGGGAGAAGCGCAUGGACGCCUUCCUCAAGGGCGCCCCCGAGGUGGUGGCCAGCCUCUGCAAGAAGGACUCAGUGCCCGAGGAUUUUGCGGAGGUACUGGAGGAUUACACAAAACAGGGCUUCCGGGUCAUUGCCCUGGCACACCGACGCCUGGAGUCCAAGCUGACCUGGCACAAAGUCCAGAACGUGAACCGGGAUCAUAUCGAGGCCAACAUGGAGUUCCUCGGCCUGAUCAUCAUGCAAAACAAAUUGAAGCCAGAGACCCCUGGUGUGCUAGAGGACCUCCGACGAGCCCACAUCCGCACCGUCAUGGUCACAGGUGACAACAUGCUGACGGCCAUAUCUGUAGCACGGGACUGCGGGAUGAUCCCGCCCGAGGACCGGGUCAUCAUCGCCGACGCACUGCCCCCCAAGGACGGCCAGGCGGCCAAGAUCAACUGGCGCUACGCGGACAACUCCACCAAGCACUCCACCAAGGCUCCACGGCUGGAGGAAGUGGAGAUCAGCCUGGAGGACGUGACCCAGGGCGACGAACUCAAACCGCAGGAGAGCUACCACUUUGCCAUGAGCGGCAAGGCCUUCGCCGUCAUCACCGAGCACUUCCAGGACCUGCUGCCCAAGCUGGUGCUCCACGGCACCGUGUUUGCCCGGAUGGCGCCGGAUCAGAAGACGCAGCUAGUGGAGGCACUGCAGAGCGUGGACUAUUUUGUGGGAAUGUGUGGUGAUGGUGCAAACGACUGUGGUGCGCUGAAGAGAGCCCACGGGGGCAUCUCUCUGUCGGAGCUGGAGGCGUCCGUGGCCUCCCCCUUCACCUCUCGAACACCCAACAUCUCCUGCGUGCCCAACCUCAUCAGGGAAGGCCGGGCCGCCCUCAUCACGUCCUUCUGUGUGUUCAAGUUCAUGGCCCUCUACAGCAUCAUCCAGUACAUCAGCGUCACGCUGCUCUACUCUAUCCUCAGCAAUCUGGGAGACUUUCAGUUCCUCUUCAUCGACAUCGCCAUCAUCCUCAUCAUCGUCUUCACCAUGAGUCUGAACCCGUCAUGGAAGGAGCUGGUCCCGCGGCGGCCCCCGUCCGGCCUGAUCUCGGGGCCGCUGCUCUUCUCCGUGCUCACCCAGAUCCUCAUCUGCCUGGGCUUCCAAACGCUCGCCUUCCUCUGGGUCAGCCAGCAGAGCUGGUACAGCAAGUGGACGCCCUCGUCUGAUGCCUGCAACCUGACCUCCUCCAGCAACAUCUCUGUCGAGCACAAUGACACAGAGCUGGACGACCACAACAUUAAGAACUACGAGAACACUACCCUCUUCUACAUCUCCUCGUUCCAGUACCUCAUCGUGGCCAUUGUCUUCUCCAAGGGGAAGCCCUUCCGACAGCCAAGCUAUAAGAACUGGCCUUUCGUGCUGUCGGCGUGCGGCCUGUAUGCCUUCCUGCUCUUCCUCCUGUUCUACCGCAACAGUGCCAUCGACGACUUUUUGGAGAUUGUGUGUGUUCCUAUGGAAUGGCGCCUGAACAUACUGUUUAUCAUCUUCCUCAAUGCUGUUGUCUCUAUCAUUGUGGAGACCCUCGUCCUUGACGUCGUCUUAUGGAAGCUUGUGUUCAGCCGAGACAAGCAGGGCAGCUACGCCGCCAGCCCUGCCGCCCCGACACCACAGGGCAGCGUUGAUAUGUGGGGCAGCCGGUGUGUGUCGUGGCUGACCUGCCGGAGGAGGAAGGUGCCCAAAGCGCGUUAUAUGCACCUGGCCCAGGAGCUCCGCGUGGACCCCGACUGGCCCCCCAAGCCCAAAACCACCACGGAGGCCAAGCCCCCGCCUCGGCCCGAGAACGGCUCGUACCAGAUCAUCCCCGCAUCCUAGCACCCCCCCGCCCCCAUAUUCUACUCUUCCUCCCCCCCAAAACUCCCCAAGACUACUAGUGCCCCCCACCUGUUGCCCAUGCUUAAAUUGGGACCAGAACAGCAGACGUGUGUUGAAAACGGUCAACAUUAUAAAAGAUGCCCUAGACGCAAACAGUGACUGAAAAAAAACAACCCAGGUUUGGGAAAAGAAACACACGGACAAACAACAAUGACCAGAACUGAAAGAGUUAUACUGUACCUCCUACUCCGACACCUGCAGCUGUGGCCAUGGACACAACUAUGGCUGUGUGCUUUUUCCUUGUGUUUUGUCUCUGCUCAGACUCGACCCCCCCCCCUCGUGCUGAGUGGUGGCCCCAGGCUGGGAACUGUGGGUCAGCCACACAGAGAGUCUGGAAACACUGGGGAGCCUGCUACUGUGUUAUCCAACUUCAAUGGUAUGGCUUUGAAACCCAAUGUAUUUUUAUUUUAUUUUUUUUCCUUUUUUUACAAUGCUGAGAUCCUGUGCAACGCACAACUGUUUUCUCUCUCUCUUUUUUUUUUUGGUUAUCAAAAAUUGAAAGAAAAAAUAAGAACGACAAACAGGCAGUCUGUGCUUUUGCAGUGCACUUUCCUUUUCUUACACGACGACACCCCUUGCCCACCUCUCUCCAGCAGCCAGCCAUCCUCACCGUGGAGUAGAGAGGUCUCCAGGCGUUCUGAUGCAAUUGUAAACCGGUUGUUUAAAUUAGGCUGUUUAUAUACAGGCUGCAUGCCAAAGGUUUGCGUUCACAAGCAACUACUCAUGCAUGUGAAAUCAUGAAACUCCCGUAAGUUAUUAACAGAAAAAAACCUUGAUGGAUCUGCAAGCCAGUCAUUUUUAUUACACCUAUAUAUUUAUCAUUUUUUCUUUUUUCUUUCAUUUCUUCCCAUGGAAGAAUUUAGUAUGAUGAUGCAGAUUAAAAGGCCAGGCAUUGUGAAAAAAAAAAAAAAGUCCCUUCGCUGUGCGCACUUUCUCUGUCAAACAAACACAUGGACUGGGUUUGCUACUGACGAGGUGGACACAUUUGUUAGAGCUGGACUCUUCAGAAUGAGAAUCAAACUCACCGCCGGCAGCACCAAUCAGAGGUCUGGGGCUGCCCUCCCAAUUAGAGCACAUUGUUCCAUACAGGCGAAGGAGGCCUGAGAGGGGACCGGGAAGAGGCUUCGGUUUGAGGUGUUAUUGCGGCCCUUCCUGCAAGAGUGCUGUUUGUGUGUGUGUCUCUCUCUCUCUCUCUCUCUCUCUCUCUUUCUCUCUCUCGCCGGCAUUUCAUGCCGUGUAUGCGUCGCAGGCGAGGCGAGGAAUUUUGGCCAGCAGUGUUCGAUGUCUGUUAAAAGCCACACGUCUGUCCUGUAUGUAAUUGAUUUUUUUUUAUUUCGUUAUUUUUUAUUUCUUUUUGGUUGAAUUGUUUUGUUUUCCUCUCUUUUUAAAUGGUAACAUAUCAUGCCAGAAUCCAGUGUGUGUCCACUUAGGGAAAGCAUCAGCUUAAAUACAGCACAUGUCCAUGUGUGGUAUUUUUUUAAAAAAAGGUCUUUUUAUAUAUAUAUAGUAUACGUCGCGUCUUGUUCAAAAAUUGACAUCAAAAAUUUAAGCAGCAGUGUAUGUGUCCUGAGCCUUUUUCACUCUGCACAAGUGGCCCCUCUGUCUCGCUGUAUUCUCCAAAUCAUCUCAUCUUUGGUCCUCCGACUACAAGCACCUCUUUACUAUCCUGCAGUGGGGCUUCCUGAGCAAUUUAUUUGUCUAUUCACAUGAAAGUCAGUAUAGGAGAACCCAACUGAACAUCUUAUUUUACAGUCAAGUAUUGUAGACUGGUGUGUGCGAGUCCAUACAGUAGGUGCUGUUGUUGUAAUGGCAGCAAUACGCGAUACGGAUGAACGGUAGAUGUCGGCACUGGUUUUAGUCAGGUGCGAACAAGGAAGAGUUUUUUUCCUCAGACAUGUAUUCAUGGUUGGUAUUUCAAGAAAAGUCAAUACAUUUUAUGAUGAGUAAUGUAAUCAUGGACCUAUAAUGUGUUGCAGUUUGACCAUGUGAUUUAAUGAUGGUGAAAAUAUGAUUUUCCCAAAAUAAAGAUUGUUUAGAAGACUUGUUCAGCAGAAAAUUCCAGUCAUCUUAAUCUCAUUUGAUUUCACAUAGUCUCCAACUCAUAACGGACCUAUUCCAAUUUGUCUCCAGUUAGUCUAUUGAGGAUCAGAGAGGCAACUUUUUCAAACUUGUUUGAACUGGUCUGCUAUGAUUCUUCCUAUUUUGAGUUGUGAGAUAUGCUUUCAGCAUUACAAUAUCGAUUUAUACGGAUUCCAAAGUGUUCAAUUAAAAUGCUGGAAAUAUCAAAUUUACCGAAAGAAUGUCCCACCAUUACUCCAAAAUGUGUUGGAAUAUUUGAGUGUGUCCAAAUAUGUGGACUGACAAAACUUUAACUUCGGCUGUAUAUUUGUUUGAGAUGUACAUUUAUUCAUGUAUUUAAAUUAAGCUUUUUGAAAUGGAAUUGUUUAGGUGUGUUAGACAAUUCUAGUUUUUUCCUUUAAUAUCAGAGUAAGGGCUUUUUUUAUGUUCUUUUGUUCUUUGGGUUUUUUUGGUACUGUUUGGUCAUAGAUUGUCCAGAUCAGAUGUCUGUAUAUUUUUGUGCUGUUGGGAUGAUGAUGUAAAUGUCUUGUCACGUGUGGAAAGAGGGCUGGUGUGCGUUUUGAUCUCUUGUUGUUCUCAGUGUACAUCUACUGGGCAUUUCCCCCCCGUCUCCCUUUUUCUUUUUUUGUCAGCGAGGUUUAUAAAAUAACAUUUGGCUCUUUAACUGAUCUUUUUAAAAGGUCAACGUCUACCUAUUUAAGUCAUCACCACAAUGCCGUGCCCAUUUUUAUUUAAAACAUGAAAUAAGGGAUUCCACUGUAAACGGGAGCGAUUCAUUCACGUCAGACACCUAAAUUAGAUGGAGAGUUCUACAAUCUGUUAUUGGAUGUGUUUCUUUUUCUCAUGGUCUUUGUUAUAUGAUUCUGUCUUUGUUUGCCUUUUCCUCUAUCUUUCUAACAGUGGUUAGACCCCACUACAAAUGUACUCUUGGGUGAAAACUGUUUUCUUAAUUGUUGCUGCAGAUUUUUUAUUUAUAUACUGUUGAACACCUUAUCUUGUGGAAGUGCUUUGUGUCAAUAUCUCUUCCUACUUGUGCCCGUAUACGGGACCAUGUGGUUGCUAGGGGGGCUUUAUACAGUCUGUCGUCAUACAAGAAGCCGGGCACCUUACUCACAGUCUUUAAUCAAAUGUAAUUAGCAAAUCUGGAAGCAGACACCAAAAUCAAAUAAUUUUAUCUUUAAGAUGUCCCAUACCCUUAAUCACAGCUGUAAUCUAACAUGCUAUACUCCAUACUCCAUAGAAAGGUACAUAGGAAACAAACUGAAGACAAAUAUGUUGUAUGUGUAUCAUUUUUACUGUGUGUUCUAACUACACAUCAAGAGGCAUUUUGUGUCUGUCUAAAGAACAGUUCAGCCACUAGGACUUACAAACCUUGAGUGGUUUUACAUCCUCAGGGAAAUGUACAUGUAUUUGUAAUAAAUGAUUGAUUAAAUGAAAAAUGGAGCCGAAUUAAAGGACAAUGACCAUAAAACAGAACAACAGGGCCUUUGUGUCUGUGCUUUUAUUUUGUUUUCUUUAUGUUAGUGUCCAGACUCCUUUUCACUCCUACAGCCAAAAUGGAUUUUUUCCCCCUUUUUGGGGUGGUGGUUUGUUUCUCUCUUUAAAGAUGGAACACAUGUUUUUCUAAAUCAUGUUUUGCAGAUAUGUAAAUUGCUUUUCUAUGUCUAAUUUAUUUUUAAUUUAUUUUUUAUUUGUAUCUGUUUUCCAAUGAUUCAAGUUCUCAGAGCUAUCCAAGUUAUUUUUGAUUUCUCUUGCCCCCUUAUUCUUUGCAAUAAAAUCAUCAAGAGUC